Molecule: messenger RNA, 1857 nt
Organism: Cladophialophora yegresii CBS 114405
Lineage: Eukaryota; Fungi; Ascomycota; Eurotiomycetes; Chaetothyriales; Herpotrichiellaceae
Exons: 2
Coding region: 1-1857 (618 amino acids)
Biological process (GO): transmembrane transport
Molecular function (GO): transmembrane transporter activity
Source: RefSeq, a predicted model, not a curated record
AUGUCAGAUCCUGAAAAGGCGGUUCCGCCGGUCGUCAUCUCCCAGUGGCCAACCGGUCCUGGCUCGUCCCCGCAAACACCUACACACAAGGAGUUCUGGUCUCCUACGGAAACCUCCCCUACGUCUUCGAGAUCAGACACAGACAAUGAUGAACGUGCCCUCACACUCACCAUCACACAAGCGUCGCGGCAGUCGGCCACUCGGACAGCCACACGGAUAACUACUCGCGGCACGGAUUUCACGUUAGAUCCGAACUAUGAGGUGGACUUCGACCCCGACGACCCUGAGGAUGCCAGGAAUUGGUCAAUAUGGUACAAGUCAUACGCGAUCUUCUCAAUCUCAUUCGGCACCUUGUGUGUGGUGAUGUAUUCAACAGCAUACACGGCAGCCAUGGCGGCCAUGAUGCUGGAGUUCGGAGUCACAUCCGAACCGGUUGCGACACUGGGUGUUACGGCGUACUUGUUGGGCCUGGCCGUGGGUUCGUUGCUUCUUGCGCCUAUCGCCGAGACAUAUGGUCGGAAACCAGUAUACACGAUAUGCCAGGCCGGGUUUACCCUGCUUGUCCUACCUGCGGCGCUGGCCAAGGAUUUGCCAAGUGUGAUCGUUGUGAGGUUCUUUGGUGCGGUGUUUGGGAGUGCUAUGAUUGCGAACGCACCCGGCUCAAUAGCAGAUCUCGUAUCCGACGAAUACCGUGCCACGGCCUUCUCCAUCUGGUCCAUCGGGCCGAUGAACGGCCCCGUCGUGGGGCCAACAAUCGGUGGAUUCGUGACCGAGUACCUGGGCUGGCGUUGGACGAACUGGAUCGUCAUGAUCUGGGGAGGCGUCUCGUGCGUUUUACUGAUACUCCUCGGCGAGACGUACGCCCCGGUUCUGCUGCAGCGCAAGGCAAAGAAACUGCGGAAAGAAAACGAUGACGAACGGUACUGGAGCCGCUACGACAUUCGUGUCGGCUUCUGGGAGCUGAUGCGAAUCAACCUCAAGCGGCCGUUCGUCAUGGCCCUGACCGAACCGAUCUGCAUGUUCUGGAACGUGUACAUCUCGAUCUGCUACGGGAUACUAUAUUUGUGUUUCGUCGCUUACCCGAUCGUCUUUACCGAGUACCGGGGCUGGUCGGUCGGUGUCUCUGGCCUCUCAUUCCUUGGGAUCGGCAUCGGCACCAUGAUUAUCAUCUGCAGCGCGUCGCCAAUCCGCAAGAUGAUCAAUGCGCAUAAGCCCGACGCAGAUGGCAACGUGCCGCCCGAGGCCAUGAUGAGCAUCGUCUGCAUCGCCGCAAUUCUCGUCCCAGUAGGUGAGAUCUGGUUCGCUUGGACGUGCUACCCAACAAGCAUUCACUGGGCCAUCUCCAUCGCCGCAGGAAUUCCCUUCGGAUUCGGCAACGGCGCCGUGUUCAUCUACGCCGGCAACUACCUGGCCUACAGCUAUGGGAUCUACGCCGCGAGCGCUAUGGCCGGCAACGCGGUAGUGCGAUCAUUCCUCGGCGGCACGUUGCCGCUUGCCGGGCCUUCGAUGUACCGCGCCCUGGGACCCAACUGGGCGGGCACAUUACUAGGAAUCCUCCUAGUCCUGAUCAUUCCGAUCCCGUUCCUCUUCUACCGCUACGGCGGGCGCAUUCGCGAGAAGUCGACCCUCAUCCGCCAGAUGCGAGAGGAGGAAGAACGCCAGGAGCGGAAACGAAAGAAGGCCGAAGAGCGCCUGCGUAUAGCCGUUAUGAGCGGUGAUCAGACGGAAACCGCACAAGCGAGGACCGAGCUCGUGCGGGUGAAUAGCCGGCUGGAUGACGAGAGGAGCUUUGAGGCCGCGGGCCAGGAGACGUUGAAUAACAUCCAAGGCUUGAGACCCGGGAAGGAGACCGUUUGA